GUCGCAUACAGCCAGCCCUUUCUGCUUUACCCCUGUACUGUGUAGCUAGCUGAUGCACACUAAGUAUACCUUCGAACAACACUACACCCAAUCUGAUCCACAUUUCAACAGGAGCUUUGGAGAAUAUUAUGUUAUGUACCUACUCCGUACGAAAUCGCAAACUUCUCGAAAUACUCGGUAGCGAUAUGAAUGACGUCACGUCGAUCUGGGGUUCAAGAUACUUCAUGGCAAACGUAAACGAGUUGCAUCUUCUAUCACCUUCAUACUCCGAUUUGCACAACCCACGAUCCAUCAUCCAGAUUGAUACUGUUACCAGAUGGGACUUGCAAGAAGUGGGUUCGCCCUUGUAACCCCUGCCUCGAAAGGACUGGGUUUCGCCUUCGCGCGACAACUGCUGUCCAACACGGAUCUACCUGUUCUUGUGACUGCGCGGAAGAAUGGCGGGGAUCUCUGUUACAGGUUACUGGGGGAGGUCACCGACGAGUCUAAAAAGGCAGAAGAGAGGCUAAGGGUCUUCGAAGUUGAUGUGACCGACGAGGCGACCAUACACUCUAUGGCUGCACAGAUACGACAGGAAUACCCCGAGGCCUCUCUACGUAUUGCAAUCACAGUACCUGGUGUUUUGCAUGUCGAAAAGUCUCCGACACAGAUCGAUGCUGCCGGCGCUUUGCACAGUUUUAGAGUCAAUGCCCUCGGUCCUAUGCUUCUGAUGAAGCAUUUGGCUCCCUUUUUGCCAACCAAGUCAUCCGCUGGAUUUGCGGAUGACCUUCCACCUCCAUCUGGAGAGCGCUUGUGGAAGCUCCCGUCACAUGCCAUCUACGCCAUGAUGGCUGCGCGAGUAGGGUCCGUAUCCGAUAACUCAGCUGGAGGCUGGUACUCAUACCGUGCCAGCAAGGCAUCCGUCUUUCAGCUGGCCAAGACUUUCGAUCUGUAUCUGAGGUCUCAGAGCAGAGACCGAGCAUUCGCAGUAGCGAUGCACCCAGGAACAGUCCAGACAGAUUUCACCAAAAAUUAUUGGGAUGGGAGACACAUGCUGCAGCCAGACCAAUCCGCAGAGAGGCUAUUACAGCACCUAUGCAGGAUGCGGACCGGGGAUUUCGAUGGACGAGGUCGGUGUUGGGAUUGGAAGGGAGAGGAGGUUCUGCCAUAGCAGAUGUGGAUGGCAAACUCGGGCGGGCAUGGGUACCUGGUCUAUGUAUGCUAUCACCCGAGCCAAUCCAUGUGACACACAUCCGUGAUAUCUCACCUCAGAUAUUGUAGGUAAAGCUAUGGCUGCUCAAGGUGGUGUUAGACGAGCGGUAAGCUCUCGAACUGCACUGGAUCGAGGGGUCUAAAUACGAAAAUCUUAGCUG
Aspergillus sclerotioniger CBS 115572 is the source of this 1352-nucleotide messenger RNA. RefSeq names its product short-chain dehydrogenase/reductase. Bases 317 to 1150 code for a protein of 277 amino acids. The transcript is spliced from 2 exons. The record is from RefSeq and is a predicted model, not a curated record. NCBI's taxonomy places the organism in Eukaryota, Fungi, Ascomycota, Eurotiomycetes, Eurotiales, Aspergillaceae.